AUGAUCUUUGUUUAUAAACUAAAAGGUUCAUUAUUUGGAUCUACAUCUACAUUUGGAGCUUCAAGUACAAAAGGAAAUGGAAAUCAGCCAACAUCAACUUCAGGAAAUACUCUUGCUUCAGAUCCCAAACCUGGCCUUUUUGGUCCAAUUGGAGCUUUUCCUUCACAGACCACGGGGAAUGCUGGAUCAUCCAAUUCAGGUACAGCAUUUCAAGGAUCAAAAUCUACAGCCAGUAGUGUAGGAAAAUCCUCAACAGGAAGUGAUGUAUUUGGAUCAGGAAGUGUACCUUUUGGUGGAACAUCUUCCACCCCAAGCGGAGCAUUUGGUGGACCACCCACCACAGGAAGUAGAUUAUUUGGUACAUCCACUCAAACAGCUGAUGCAGUGCCACAAGGAGGUGCCCUUUUCAAAUCUACUGCACAAACCAAUCAAACAGGCCAUCUGUUUGGGGCUAGUGCAUCAGGAACUUCAGCCUUGUUUCACCAAAAGCCCCAUGGGGAAUCUCAGCAGUUGUUCGGCAAGCCUGUCCCAGCUUCUUCAUCUUUGGUGGGAGGGGAAUCCAGCAGCAAGGCUUUUGGUUCAGGAGGUUCCUCUGAAGAUGGAAAUAAAGGUCCUGUGUCAUUAAGGGACAAAUCUUCAGGGGAAAUUAAAGAAUUGUCACCCCCAGCGUCUAUGUUCAUUCUGAAAGGAUCAACCUCAAAAACUAUACAGUCCACAGCUGCUACGGAGGUUGGUGUUGAUACAGUUUCCUCAAAAUCCAAGAAGAAUUUGUUCAGUAAAGCAGCUAAUAUGGGCCCAAAACCAGGUGGUGCUCAAACUUUGUUUGGUAAGGCAAUAGCGAGUACACAACAGAUGACUUGGAGACGGGGGGCAGAAGGAGAGGAGGGGAGGAAAAUGAAGAGGAGAUCUAGUGAUGAAACAGAAGAGGAAACUCAUGCCAAAAGAGCUACCUCCACCAGGAGACUUUCCAGUGUGGAGGACAGAGUAGCCCUGAUCUGCAAAAAUGUCCCUCCACGAUUCAACAGUGGCCAGAAACUGCGACAACAUUUCACCAAAUUUGGGGAAGUCACACGUGUUAUAACCAAACCAGACAAAGGAAUGGCCACCAUUCAUUUCAAAACUCAUGAAGCUGCUUUAGAGGCCAAGAGAAAGGGGGCAGUCAUUAUGAAGGGGGAGAAGAGGAUGGAAAUAUUCUGGAGUUCAUUUUCUCCUGCAGCAAAGGGGCUGGGACGAAAAUCCUCAACGGAAGAUGCAAGCACACCCCAAGGACCACUCAAAAGACACGCCCAAGUUAAAGCUGGAGCAAGUCAAUUUAAGUGGAGGAGAAAUGAUGUGGAUGAAGAACUGGCCAGUAUGUCUGGUACCAGUGACAUCAGUGGUCAGAAACAGCAGGUCAUGUCUCUUCCUGAUGAGGUUAAGGGUCAGCAGUCACAGUCUACUGAGCGAGCAAUGCGGCAUGCCAGUCCUGUACCAAGUGGAACAAGUUCAUCUCCAGCAAUUCCCACCAAAAUAGACAAAGGUGCUGUCAUCAGUCUGAGAAACUCUAUUGCCAGAAAUAAUUCUGACAGGCUUCAGAUUCUUAAUUUACGUGACAAAGUUAAUCGUCUUGGACCUAAGAAGCAGUCAGACUUAGCUACUGCCCGGGCAUUUGUUGGGACAUGUACAGAUAUGUGUCCAGAGAAGGAAAGAUAUGAUAGAGAGGAGAAACGCAGACUUCAUCCUUACGAGGUUUUACAGACCUCAGAAGGGUCUGGUAAUCCUCAGGUGAACCACACUCUGGCAGUUAAGGAGUACAGCAGAUCCUCAGCUGAUCAGGAGGAACCAUUGCCAUAUGAAUUGAGGACCCUUCCAACCCUGACCUUGACAAUGACCUACUUACUGAGGGAGAUAGCUGACCGGGGUGAGGAUGGCAAGUGGGGGGAUUGGUUUGAUUUCCUUUGGAAUAGGACCCGAGGAAUUCGUAAGGAGAUCACUCAGCAGCAGUUCUGUAACGUGGAGAGUGUGGAACUCUUGGAGAAGUGUGUCCGUUUCCACAUCUUCUGUGCAGAGCGACUCUGUGAAGAAGACAUGCAUUCCUUUGAUGACAAGAUUAACAAUGAGAACAUGACAAAGUGUUUGCAGACUCUAAAGGAGAAUUACUCAGAUCUGGAGAAGAAACAAGUGUUCUGUGCCAACGAGGCAGAGAUGAGGUGUUAUAUGGUGCUGAUGAACCUCAAUGAGGGCGAUAUUCUCAGAGAAACCCAGCAGUUAAGACCAGAGGUUCGAAACUCAACAUUGAUUAACUAUGCCCUCAAAGUUUAUGCAGCCCUCAACAGUAAUAACUAUGUGAGGUUCUUCCGUCUCGUUAGGGAGGGGUCUUUUCUCUGUUCCUGUAUUCUACACAGAUAUUUUACUCAAGUUAGGAAAAAGGCAUUACAUAUUCUGGUAAAAGCACAUCGCAAGGGAGUACAGCUACCUUUAGAGGAUUUAGUGAGGACCCUGAGUUUUGAUGACCAGAGUGAGGCUGCCCAGUUCUGUCAGUUCUUUGGACUGACCACAGUAGACAACUGUGUGACACUGGACAAGGCAGCAUUUAUUGAACCGGAAGAAAACUGGUGCCCACGACGAUCAACUAUCAUAGAAAGGAAACGCAGUACGUCUGUGGGUGAGGCAAUCUAUGGAGGACCAUUACCAACUUUCUCAUUGCCAGAACCAGAGAACAGCUUUGAUAACAAUGGAAAAUUUAUUGGUCAGAUCAUUGUCAAAGAUUCAGAUUUUGUGGAUUCUCCAAGAAAGGAUGCAGUCAGAAGCUACAAUGUUCCUGAUCAAAUAUCUGUGUCUACAGAUAAAAUGGCUACUCCACAACCUACUGUUAUACCAAAAAUCAAGGUCACCUACACAAAUGAGGAAGUGAAAGAGACUGCUAAGUUUCUAUUCUGGGAGGUCAUUGACAACAUGUGUCUGGAGAUUGGACAGGAAACAAAGCAUGAAGUAGAUAAUCUAAUGGAAAUCUCACAAUCUUUGUAUGAUUCUAUCACAGGAGAAGUUGUGGCUGAAUUUGUAUCGACAUUGGCCAAACAAGCUGAGACAGAAGCCGAGUUAUUGAGACAGAAACAACAGAAAGCUGAGAAAGAGGCCAUGAUAACUCGGUCAGCUGUGUACCUGACCAGUGAGAUUCUGAAAGAAGUCCUUGAUCAGGAGACAUUGAAUUUGUCUACUGCAGAAAUUAGGGAAGUACAUGCAGAAUUAAAGAGACAAAGAAUCCAGAGGUGUUCUGCAGAGAUAGCAGAUGUCAUUCUGAACUCCACUGUCCAGGACAUUACUCAAUCUGUAUCCUUAGAAGUUUAUCAGAAAGAUGUCGUGGAAAGGCUUCAAAAGUUAGCUGACCUUGAACACUGUGUCAAGGUCAAAAGAGCAGGUCGCUAUCUAAGAAUAUGGAAAGCUCAACAUACUGCUCAAAUCAAGUUUAAACGCUCCUUGCUCGACUUUCCUUCAUCAAUCUCCAUGAUGGACCCAGCACAGCAGAUAGAGACGUUAAUUCCAGACAGAAGGGUGGAGGAUAUCCAAGAGGGAGGAUUCUAUGUGAACCAGACAACAAAAUUAUCUGUGGAGUCCCCAGUGAUGUUUGUGAAGAGAUCACAGGUGGAGGACAAAGUGCUGACAGCACAUGAAAUCUACAGAAAUCUGUGUCGACAGAAAGCUUGGAAACCUUUGGACAUUUGUUCUCUUGGUGGACGUCAUUUGCUGGUGAAAAAUAGAGUUUCUUGUAAAAAAAACACCAAGUGCAGCCAAGUGUUUUGGAAACUGGUGAUUUCUUUACCAGACCCAGACUACAUACAGACAGACCACCAAGGUCAAAGUCUCAGUCAUCUCGCAAAAUGGCUGAAGGCCAAAUUCUCAAGAGGGACAUCCAAACCUCACCACCACUCUUCAGUACAGAAUGAACUGCUGAGUUUAUAUACUGUACCAAUUACAUAUGAAUCAAUGUCAGGCAGUCUGGGUGUUUGUGUGAGGCUCCUGGAGGGUAAUAUAUCCAUUCAUGAUGUACCUGGCUCCCUUCUGGGAACCUCUUGUCUUCUUUUUGUUAUGCCUCCACCCCUCGUUGAAGAUCCGGAGUGGCUUCUUUGGGAAGAAGAGAAAAAAAGAUUAGAAGAUCUCUUGAUGAGCAAACCAAACUCUCCUGCUCUCCCAUUGGUUGUAUUAUGUCCUGUUCCAGCCAAUGAAAAUGUAGAUGAGGACUUUAUAUGGAGAUGUCUGAAUAUUGAUGAGUUGGUUGAAGAUGGAAAGAUAAGUGACAUUUCUCUUUGUGUUGUGAAAUAUGAUGAUGAUUUUCCUAAAGGUGUGGAUGUUGAGGAACUGGAGGUCACAGAAAAAUUAUCAGAGAGUGUUAGAUGGCUGAUGGAACACUCCCCAGAGCCCCCCGGUCUGAGGGUCCAGCAUUGUAGGGCUGUGGUGGAGGACUUUAUACAGGAUCAGUUCUACAGACCAGUGUUGUAUAACCUAAAACAGAGGAAACUCAGUGGAUAUCUACACCAGGACCCAAACACAAUAAUAACCCUGUACAAUGCUGUGAUUGUCUAUUUACAACAAGUGCUGACAUCACCAGAACUGUUGAGUUAUUCCUGGCCAGUCAGUGAAUUCACUCAUUCAAAGAUGCAUGACUUACCUCCCCUGUAUUGGAAUACAGACAAACACAUGACAUUGGUCUCUGACCUUUUGGAUGACCUUCAGCUGCCAAGUUUUACCUACAGUGUAGAAGAGGAUGAUGAUUGGUCGACAGUCUGUCGUGAUGUGUGGGCUUUUGUUCAGAGAAUUACUGAUGGAUUUCCACCAUCACAGUGUGUAGAUCUCACAUCUAAAGUUAGAGUACUGCUGCGACAGACACGUCUGGACUUUGAGGAUACAUGUGACCUUUGUACAGGGGUCAGUCAGUGUAACCCGACCUACAUCAACAUGCCCUGGACUGAUGUUCUUAUGGCCUGUGUUGAAUUCAAGAUCACUGUAGCUGACUUUACCGAUCUAAAUUCAGAGAGUGGACUUGAGGAGAUAUUAUUGGCGUACAACAAGGAUGCCCUCUUAGACUUUGACCCACCUGUUGAGUGGCGGUAUCUAGAAGAUGAAAGAGACAGAGAAGGAAAUGUUUCCCUUGAGAAGACAUUUUACAGAGCAGCCGCUAAGGAGUUAGCACGGAGAAGAAUUCUCAGGAACCUUAAGACCGGACCCUCCAGUGUCACACAGAAGGAGAAGUCUAACACUGUGGACCCCCUACCUCAGACUGUUUGUGAGGCCAAGCAAUCAUCUGAUCUUUUGUCCACAACUAUUGAAGAAGAGAAACUCAAGUCCCAAAAGUUUGACAAAUACCUUGAGAAUUUAGUGAAUGGAACAGAUAUGGAUCAAACUGCUUCCCUAGAUGUUACAAACAUGCCUCUUUGGAGCAUGUAUGAGUCCGUAGAGGAAGUGAGUGUCAUGUCUAAGAAUUCUUUGAGGGACUCGAUGUAUGAUCCUGAGGUCAGUGUGUCUUUUGCGGACUCGGUAAAUGACUCUGAGGUCAGUGUUUGGCGAUAUGGACGAUACAAUCUGGACAAGACUCUAAAUCAGCCCCGGAUCUCAGAACAGUUUGAAAAACUAGAGGAGGACCUAAAGAGUCAUAGGAGAGCCAGUGAUGUUUUUGAAUUACAACUUCAGAGGUGGAUCCAAGAGGGUGUAUGAAUGAACAAAUAUAUUAUACAAGUGUGAUUAAAAAAGAGUGUGCAAUAAUUGUGGGUAUUGAAAUGACAGGUCAACAUGAUCAGAGUUGUACAAAAGAACAGGUGCUGAAACAUGCAUUGAAACAAUUUAUUGCUGUUAUAGUGAUCUCAAAAUGAUGUAUGAAAAAAAAAAUUAAUUUGAAAAAAACAUGUGACUUGAGAACUUACAGCUUUCAUGUGGUAUUUUCAUUGAAUUAAAGCACUGUAAGUCAUGUGGUUACAAAUUUUACAGAAGAUAAUUGAAAGUAAAUGUGAAUUUCUGAUAAAAAAAAAUUGUACAUAUUAGAAAUAUGAAGUGUUGGAAAUUAUUGAUCAUAAGAAUAUGAAAAGGAAUCUUUGAAUAAAGUCAUUUAACAUGC
Molecule: messenger RNA, 6085 nt
Organism: Saccostrea echinata
Lineage: Eukaryota; Metazoa; Mollusca; Bivalvia; Ostreida; Ostreidae
Product: germinal-center associated nuclear protein-like
Exons: 29
Coding region: 1-5688 (1895 amino acids)
Biological process (GO): mRNA export from nucleus
Cellular component (GO): cytoplasm; transcription export complex 2; nucleus
Molecular function (GO): RNA binding
Source: RefSeq, a predicted model, not a curated record